Nicotiana tabacum (common tobacco) is the source of this 1069-nucleotide messenger RNA. RefSeq lists its product as uncharacterized. The record is from RefSeq and is a predicted model, not a curated record. NCBI's taxonomy places the organism in Eukaryota, Viridiplantae, Streptophyta, Magnoliopsida, Solanales, Solanaceae.
UUGUAACUUGUACUGCUUCCCUCUUUAUGUAUAGCUUUCCCUCUCCCUCUACCAAACAUAACCCAUUCUAAAAGCACUUUAAUCAUAAAGACCAUAAGAACAAAAAGCGAAGCUCUUUCUCUUUUUUUGGCUCCCACUGCCAUCUUCUUUCAUUUCAAUUGUUGCUAUCUACUUACUACUUUUACACUAACCAUGCAAGAAAAAACAAGAAUGCAGAAGAAGAGAUCUGUGGUUGGUCGUAGAGCUUGGAACAUUCUUCGCGUGGCCUUGUUAUGGGCAAGAAAAGGUGGCAUUUUCAAGAACAGACACCUUAUGGCCGAUCUCCGUUUGCUGCCCAAAUAUAUUAAAAGUCUCCGACAUAGCAACGACUAUGGGUACGGUAGUGCAUUACAUUAUGGGGAGCGUGAGUUUUCCUUUGAUGACACCCCUAUCAUUCAUGUUAAGAUGCAUCGCCCUACUUCCUUGCGUUUCAAGAUGCCUAACAUACCCUGCAUCAAACCUCAAGUCGAUUUUGACUUUGACUUUGACUUUGAAAAUGAUCGUGAUCGUGAAGAACAUGAAAUGUUCAAUGGUAAUGAUGAUGAUGUUCCUAGGAAAUGUUUCUUGAAAUGUGUGGACGAUGAUAAUGAAGAGGACUCAUAUGCAAGCUGCGAGGUAUCUGAGGAGAUUAGUUGUCCCGGUGAUGAAGCUAUUGAUGUGAAGGCUGAGGAAUUUAUUGCAAAGUUCUAUGAACAAAUAAAGUUGCAAAGACAAAUAUCAUAUUUACAAUACCAUGAGACGACGCUCGCUAACUAAAGGUGCAAAUUGACAGAGAUCAACUUGCAGGCGCUUUCCACUCUUCAGCACUCACCAAUUUUCUUUCAUUCUUUUUUAUGUCAUAUUCUUGUUUCAAUUUCAUACUAGUAGUGUUCUUUCGGUAUAGGAUGCAUUGCGGAUUAUUUGUAUAUAGAAGAGGUAUUCAGUAUUCUACUCCUUACUGCAAAAUGAGAGCUCAAAAUCUUUUUUGUCCAAAAUAAUUUUGCAUCAAAUUGUCCAUCUCUUGAACCGGUAAAACAAAUGUUGACGAGAA